Messenger RNA from Anopheles maculipalpis, 2298 nucleotides. RefSeq names its product pseudouridylate synthase RPUSD2-like. The record is from RefSeq and is a predicted model, not a curated record. NCBI's taxonomy places the organism in Eukaryota, Metazoa, Arthropoda, Insecta, Diptera, Culicidae. Gene Ontology annotation, molecular function: RNA binding; pseudouridine synthase activity. The transcript is spliced from 11 exons. Bases 105 to 2285 code for a protein of 726 amino acids. Gene Ontology annotation, biological process: pseudouridine synthesis.
UGAUUUGUUUUCUGAGCCUUUGUGUUCGUGUCAGUAGUGGUGGGUUUUCGGUUACCUUGACUACCUCAUCACUGGCCAUCACGCCUGUAAGCCUUGCAGUGAAGAUGCAGCAUCAUCCAGGUUCGUGGUACAUUCCAUGGGGCGUCCCAGGAAUGGGGUUGCAAAAGAUGCUGGCCGUGCCGUUCAAUCCAGCGACGGCCGGUUUCCACCAGCCACAGAUAGCGGCAGCAGCCGUACAGCCUCCGACCGUACAGCAGGUGCAGAACCCACAGGUACAGCAGGCUGCCGCCACCCAGCAGGCCGCAUAUCAGCAUCCGCUGCAUCAUCCGGCCGCUGCGCUGCAUAACACGGCCGCCGUAGCCGCCGCAGCUGCAAUGCAUCAGCAUCAGCACCAGCACCAACAUCAGCACCAACAUCCGCAUCAACAUCAGCAUCAGCCGCUGCAUCCGGCGGCUGCAGCGGCCAUGUUCACACCGCUGACGCUGCGAAGCUUCGUCACACAUCCGCAUCUGAAUCUGGGCCAGCAACCGAUGGCUACCGCCCAGCAACCUCAGCAGCCGCAACUCGCAGCGAACCAAACCCAGUCGCAGCUAACCACCAUCAAUCUGAACAGCGUUGGUGUCGUUCCAGUGCGCCAGAAGACGGCCCCGGUCAGCGUCCCGUCGAACACACUUAUCAUGCCGAUGAGAAAGAUUAUCAUGACGGAAAAGGAAAAAACGAAACUGGUCUCAACCGAGAAGCGAAAAGCGGACGAAAGCGAACCGGUCAAGGAUUUGAAAAAGGCUAAGCUGGAAACAAAGGCUCUAAAGGCAAAACGACCCGGUUUCACUGAUGAACGGUACCAUGAAACAUCGUACUAUAUUGAAAAUGGCCUGCGAAAGGUUUAUCCCUACUAUUUCACUUUCACAACGUUUACCAAAGGCCGCUGGGUUGGUGAAAAAAUUCUAGACGUGUUUGCCAGAGAGUUUCGAGCACAUCCAGCAGAGGAGUACGAACGAUGCAUUAAGGCAGGUACUCUAACCGUGAACUACGAAAAAGUGCCAACUGACUAUAGGUUAAAACAUAACGAUCUCCUAGCGAACAUCGUACACAGACACGAGACACCCGUGCUAGAUCAUUCAAUAAAAAUAAUCUAUGUCGAUAAUGAUCUCGUAGUGCUGGACAAACCAUGUUCGCUGCCGGUACAUCCCUGUGGACGCUACCGUCACAAUACGGUCGUUUUCAUCCUGGCGAAGGAAUAUAAUUUGAAAAAUCUCCGCACCAUCCAUCGGUUGGACCGGCUCACCUCCGGACUGCUGUUGUUUGGGCGCAGUCCCAAGAAGGCCCGCCAAAUGGAGCACCAGAUUCGGAACCGCCAGGUGCAGAAGGAGUACAUCUGCCGGGUGGAAGGCGAAUUUCCUGAUGGCAUUAUCGAAUGCAAGGAGCCCAUCGAGGUAGUCAGCUACAAGAUCGGUGUGUGCAAGGUUUCUCCCAAGGGGAAGGAAUGUACGACCACAUUCCAGAAGCUCGGUUUCAACGGCAGCAGCAGUGUCGUCCUGUGCAAACCCCUCACCGGUCGGAUGCACCAGAUUAGGGUGCAUCUGCAAUAUCUUGGAUAUCCGGUAGUGAACGAUCCUCUGUACAACCACGAUGUGUUCGGUCCGGCCAAGGGCCGUGGUGGCGAUAUUGGUGGCAAAAGUGACGAGCAGCUGGUGAAGGAUCUGAUCAAUAUUCACAAUGCAGAAAAUUGGCUUGGCAUCGAUGGUGACUCCGAACUGUCAAUGUUUAAACCGAUGAAAAACGAUCUGGACGAUGUGAAAGGACAAAUUCUAUCGGACGAUGACUCGGAAAGUGUUUCCCGUGAGGCAUCGCCCUGCUCGGAAAGUCCACGACCCGUAUCGCUCGGCAGCGAAAGCCCCCACGAGAAUAUGUGCGCCUCGAUGCUAGUCCCUAAUACACUGAGCGCGGUUAGUAGCACCGGUAUUGGCACGAACGCUAGUACCGGCAACAGCAACAGUGCCGUCAACACAAUGGGAACUAACACCAUUUUGUGCAGCCGGAUGCAGUCCCAAAAGGUUACCGUCGCCACCCAAACAGGACACGAAUCGCCCGACUUAGCCUUUAAUCCAGAUAAAAUGACAACCGACAAGCACUGCUACGAAUGCAAAGUACGCUACCGCGAUCCGAAGCCACAGGAUUUGGUCAUGUAUUUGCACGCUUGGAAGUACAAGGGUCCUGGUUGGGAGUAUGAAACGGAAUUACCGGAAUGGGCCAGGGUUGAUUGGCACGAUAAUGAGUUUGAGUAAAAAAAAAAACAAA